Brachypodium distachyon (stiff brome) is the source of this 3458-nucleotide messenger RNA. Its product is annotated as L-type lectin-domain containing receptor kinase IX.1. Gene Ontology annotation, cellular component: plasma membrane. Bases 1024 to 3165 code for a protein of 713 amino acids. Gene Ontology annotation, biological process: protein phosphorylation. The record is from RefSeq and is a predicted model, not a curated record. The transcript has 5 exons. NCBI's taxonomy places the organism in Eukaryota, Viridiplantae, Streptophyta, Magnoliopsida, Poales, Poaceae. Gene Ontology annotation, molecular function: carbohydrate binding; ATP binding; protein kinase activity.
ACUCGUCUGCUGUCAAAAAAGAAGAAGAAGAAAAAAACUUUAGUCCCAUACCGCGCAGGCGGCGACGUUUCUGGCUCCGGUGGGUUCGCACGUGCGGCGGGGAAGCGAGCGCCGGCGGCCGGCUAGUCUGGGAAGAGGGCAACCGGAAUCGCUUUAGUCCCAUACCGCGCUGAGUUACAGGGAUCCAGAUCAGUUUAUUAGAAUAGACAGUAAGAGUACUAAAGAGUAGAAAAUUCUAGGGCUGGAGAGGGCUGGGGGAGCUAUGAAUCCGAUGUAUAAGAACUGAAAUGCGAUUCGAAGCUAUGUUCCUUCUCCCCCAUUACCCAAUUUAAUAAGCACUCAAUCACUACUCGAGGGAAUGAAUAAAUGCGGGGAAAAGAUUGCUGUCAAGAUGCUUGCUGACAUACCAGGACUCGAUGAUGAGCAAUUUGAGAUGGAGUAUCAACCUUGCGUGUCUUCAGCACCACAAUAUUGUGCAGUUAGUUGGAUAUUGUCUUGAAACUUGGCGAGAAUACGUAAUCUGCAAUGGAAAAAUUAAUCCUGCUCACGGGACAAAGAGGGAGCUCUGCUUGGAGUAUAUGUGUAAUGUGCAUGGAAACUGGAGGAACAGGCUACAGGCUACAUCAAAGUAUGAGUUGGAAUCAUAUUCUGAACAAGCCAGUAUUGAGAUGCAUCGAAAUAGUUUUAAGUUGUCUGGAGGCUGACCGAAGCAAGAGGCUGAGUAUAGGCGAUAUUGUCGAUAAGCUGAAUGAGACUAUGUUUCCAUUUGGUGGAAAUGACCCAGGGUCACUGAUAUCAUUGCUAGAAAAGCUAAUGUCUCUGUCAUGGAGACCGGGAAGAGUUCAACUGGCAAGAUCUCGUGGAGAAUCUCCACUUGACAAUUCCAAGACUUAAUAGCAGCCGAUGUCGACCAGCGGGAGCUAGCAGUCGACCCAUUUGAAGCUUGGGUUUCUACCAAUUAGAAUCACUUGAAAUGUUAAUUUACAAGAAUACCAGUGCAGUCCUCAACAACAGCUCGUAGCAAUGGCUGUGCUGAAGCUUGUAGCAAUGGCCGUGCUGAUCUGCGUGCAUGUCCAUCAUUCGGCCGCUGUCUCCUUCAGCUACUCCUCCUUCAGCUCCGUGGACUUCAGGGAGGAGGAUGAUGCAAGGAUCACUGCCGCCGGCAGGAUCGAGCUGCUCGGCGACGAGUCAGGCGGCCGGGCAAGGGGACGCGUGGUGUACAAGAAGCCGGUGCAACUCUGGGAUGGUGUCACGGGCGAGGCGACCAACUUCACGGCGACGUUCAAUGUGAACAUCACCUCGCUGCCCGGCAGGAGCAGCAGCGCCGUCGGGCACGGCAUGGCGUUCUUCCUCGCGCCCUACAUGCCGGACUUGCCGCAAGAGUCCUACGACGGCUGCCUUGGGCUCUUCGACGAGAGCCUGAUUCAACCGGCACAGCAAAACGGAACUACGGCUCCGAUUCCUUCUGCCAACGCCACUGGCGGCGCUAGGUUCGUCGCCGUGGAGCUGGACACCCACCGUGACGCAUGGGACCCGAGCGGCCGACACGUCGGCGUGGACGUGAACAGCGUCGACUCUCGCGGCAACUACGUCAUCUUGCCGGACGCCAGCCUCGUCGACGCCGGCGUGAUGUCUGUGACUGUAAGCUACGACAGCGCCAUGACGAGCCUGGAUGUCGCCCUUGUCGUCGGAGCCACUGGCGCCACGUACCGCCUUGCCGCCGUCGUCGACUUGCGGAGCUUGCUGCCGGAGCAGGUUGCGGUAGGCUUCUCGGCGGCAACCGGCGACAUGUUCGCCAGCGACCACGCCGUGCUCUCCUGCUCCUUCCACUCCACGCUCGCCACCAGGAACAACAACACUUCUACCUCGUCGUCAAGCAAGAAGGCCACCGUACUACUACACGUCGGGGUCACCGCUGCCGCCGUGCUGGUGCUCCUCCUCGGCCUUACAGUCGGCCUGCUUCUCCGGCGCGCGAGCAGACGUCCGCCUGACAACGAAAAAAAGGACAUGCUGGCUGGCGAUGAGGACGACGACUCUCUCGACGACGACGAGUUCGGUUCCAGCACGGGACCCCGAUCGAUCCCGUACGCUCAGCUAGCGGCGUCGACGGAAGACUUCGCGGAGGAAAGGAAGCUGGGGCAGGGCGGGUCCGGGUCGGUGUAUCGGGGUCACAUGGAAGAGCUCGACGACGGCCGCCGCGAUGUCGCCAUCAAGGUGUUCUUGAGGGGGGCGUCCUUGGAGGGGAGGAAAGAGUACAGGACUGAGGUCACUGUCAUCAGCAGGCUGCGGCACCGGAACCUCGUGCAGCUCAUCGGAUGGUGCCAUGGACGGCGACGGCUGCUGCUGGUCUACGAGCUCGUGCAUCAUGGCAGCCUCGAUAGGUACCUCUAUGGAAGCAAACAGGAGACUCUGACUUGGCAACUUAGAUACCAAAUAAUUCUUGGAUUGGCAUCUGCUGUGCUGUACCUCCACCAAGAAUGGGAUCAAUGUGUGGUCCACGGUGACAUCAAGCCAAGCAACAUCAUGCUGGAUGAGUCCUUCAACACCAAGCUCGGCGACUUCGGCCUCUCGCGGCUCAUCGACCACGGCAUGAGCCUGCAGACAAUGACGGCCAUGGCGGGCACUCCUGGCUACCUCGACCCGGAAUGCGUCAUCUCUGGCAAGGCGUCCACCGAGUCUGACGUGUACAGCUUCGGCAUCACGCUGCUGGAGAUCGCGUGUGGCCGGCGGCCCAUGGCCCCACCCAGCGCCGAUGGCAAGCAGGUGUUCCGGUUGCUGGAGUGGGUCUGGGACCUCUACGGCAGAGGCGCUGCCCUUGACGCCGCCGACCAGCGUCUCGGUGGCACGUUCGACAGGUGGGAGAUGGAGCGGGUGGUGGCUAUCGGGCUGUGGUCGGCGCACCCGGACCCGAAGAUGAGGCCGGCGAUCAGGCAGGCUGCCGAGGCACUGCAGUCGAGGAAAUUCAGGAUGCCGGUGCUGCCGCCCAGGAUGCUCGUUGCUGUGUACCUGCAGCCUUUUGGAGCUUCCACCAUGGAGUAUGGCUAUGGCGGUGACAGCAACACGACCGUCGGGUCGAGCGUCACCAUGCAGUGCUCAUUGACCAGCCAAACGACGGCCACGCAGUCGUCAAACUCCAGCGUGCCGGCCGGCGACAGCUCUCAGUGAGCAGAUGAGUUCAAGAGUGUAGAUUUUCAGUUGGAGGUCUCAAGGCAAGUAAUAUUCUCAUCAAAUUUGUACUACUUCCGACUUAUUUAUAGCAGUCCAGUUGGUAUUGUGAUUGUACUGACAAGUUUUUAUAAAUUCCGUGUGGCCAACUGAAAAUUUUCGUGUGGUGUAUAAGAUAAUGAAUGAGGAUUGAGCAGAGGGGAUGUCUUACUAUGGCACAUUAUCUGUCCGGCCUUAAUUUUUUUUACUGAAGUUUCAGAAAUUUUAUUGAAAGUUCUGGAAAUUUGUUGAAA